Molecule: messenger RNA, 1343 nt
Organism: Frankliniella occidentalis (western flower thrips)
Lineage: Eukaryota; Metazoa; Arthropoda; Insecta; Thysanoptera; Thripidae
Product: zinc finger HIT domain-containing protein 2
Exons: 6
Coding region: 191-1288 (365 amino acids)
Source: RefSeq, a predicted model, not a curated record
CACCCUAACCUCUUAGACUUUUGCAUCUUGAAUCUUGAGAAAUUAAAAUACCAAGAGUAAAGUCAAGAGUCCCCUAAAAGAAAACAAAACAUGGGAAUUUUGAAUUGAUUCUAGUGACUCAUGAUCUGUAUCUGUAUUUCAACUUCCCGAUUCUUUUGAGCCUUGACACAUUUGUAAUUUCUGAAAACUAAUGAUGGAAGAACCAGCAAAAUCAUCCACCACUUGCAACAUCUGUAAUACAAAUGAUUCUGUGUAUGUCUGUCCACGCUGUAAUAUACCGUAUUGCUCAUUGUCUUGUUAUCGUGACAAGAAACAUUUAACUUGUUCCGAGUCCUUCUACAAGACUCAGGUAUUCGAUGCGUUAUCAUCACAAACUGGAGAUGACAGCGCAGAAUCAAGGCAACGAAUGGAAGAAAUUCUUACACGGUUUCAUUCAUCUGAUUCACAAUUUGCUGAACACCUAGAUUCUGAUGAUGAUGAUGGUGAAGAAGAAGAUGAUGAGUUAUCAACUCGUUUGGCAGGAGUAAAGUUAGACGAUGCAGAUGCAGUUUGGCAACGUUUAACAGCCUCAGAAAGAGCUGAAUUUGAGAAAUUAUUGAAGACUGGUGGAAUUACUGAGCUCCUUCCAGAUUUCACUCCGUGGUGGAUAGUAUUGCCCAAACUUGUUCAAGAAGUCCAUACUGAUAAUGAAGUAUCUGAUUCUAAAGAAGGUAAUUUAGAAGGAGCGUCACCUGCUCAAAGUCAGAAUAUACCCGCUUUAAUGAAAAAUGUUCCACAGUUUAAAGACAUUUGUAGGAAAACAGCUUCACCCUGCUUGCCUUUCAAUGCUGUGAACAUUAUUGGAUCAUAUGUGUAUGUAGUGAGGUGUUUUAAUGGGGAGCAUCUAGAUUGGCCUUCACAAGCAGCAUACAGUGCUUGGAAUCUAAGUGGAACUCUAAGUAAUAACCAGAACUUCUCCAACAUGUUAGAUGCAAUCACAAGUAUUGCUGUGAAUAUGACUCAGAAAGAAAAUGCAAGUGAAGAAGAAAUAUCAACAAUGAAAAGUGAUGCCAAAUGCAUUCUUUCUUCACACUCGCAUAUGCAAGCUGCAUUAUCAGAUUUGCACUCAUUAUUUCAUGCUGCUUUACAUCAACGCCCUUCAACAGCCAAAGGUCCAUUUUCACAACGAUUCCCAGACGGAGCUGAUAACUUAUUACCACGUGAUAAAAUCAGGCUCACAGUGAAAAAGAUAGAAUUUUAUCUAUCAUGGACACUAGAGAAAGAAUUUCUUGUUACCAUUCAAGAAUGAUUUGAGAAUUCUACAUGUGAGUGUAUCAUAAAUAAAAGUUCAUGCACACUUUAAA